Messenger RNA from Lates calcarifer (barramundi perch), 3674 nucleotides. RefSeq names its product RAR-related orphan receptor C (gene rorc). Gene Ontology annotation, molecular function: nuclear receptor activity; RNA polymerase II cis-regulatory region sequence-specific DNA binding; zinc ion binding. The record is from RefSeq and is a predicted model, not a curated record. Gene Ontology annotation, biological process: regulation of transcription by RNA polymerase II. Lineage: Eukaryota; Metazoa; Chordata; Actinopteri; Centropomidae. Gene Ontology annotation, cellular component: nucleus. The coding region runs from base 378 to 1895 and encodes 505 amino acids. The transcript has 13 exons.
AGGGGGGGGGACCGGGGCGCACGGCUUGUGUACGGCCGGCCGGUCCAGCUGCACUCGCUCCUCUCUGCCGCUGCUGCCUCAGGGGGAAUUAAAUUAUUUCAAAACAACCGCACAAGAGGAGGAGGUGUACUGGCAAAGUAGAGGAGGCUGACAAGAGAGUGGAAGUCAAAGAAUAUGACGGUGGAGUUUUGGGACCCGCUGUAAAGGGGACGGCGAAGGAGAGGAGGCGAGAUGGCAGUGCAUGUUUUCAAAUGCCUGCGCCGGCCCGGGCGCUAAAGAACAACCAACAGCCGUCUGUGGUUGUGUGUGUGUGUGUGUGCGUGCGUGUGCGAGAGAGGUGAGUUUGUAGGCCCACCCAGUGUUUUGACGAGAGAGUUAUGGAAUAUGAAGAGCCCGACGUGCCCCCCGCUGACACCCCCAUCAAAAGAGGAGGAGUCGUGUCCAAGAAGACUCAUUUGACCCAGAUUGAAGUUAUCCCAUGCAAGAUCUGUGGUGAUAAGUCCUCUGGAGUGCAUUAUGGAGUCAUUACUUGCGAAGGCUGCAAGGGAUUUUUCCGACGCAGCCAGCUGCCCACUGUAUCCUACUCAUGCUCCAGGCAGAGUAACUGUCAGAUUGACCGAGCCAGCCGCAACCGCUGCCAACACUGCCGUCUGCAGAAGUGCUUGGCACAGGGCAUGAGCAGAGAUGCUGUGAAGUUUGGACGGAUGUCAAAACGUCAGAGGGAUUCUCUGAUCGCUGAGGUGGAGAAGCACCGUCAGCAGCAGCAGCAACAGCAGCAACUUCAGGGUGACACCCAGUCCGUGUUGUCCUACCCCACCAAAGCCAGACAAGACCGCUCCCCCCAGCUCCUUCAGCCCAUGGCUUCGGCCUACUCCUUCGCUGGCGAGGCCGACCUGCUGUCCUACGCUGCUGAUGUUCACCCUUACCUUGUGUGCUCCCCGAACGAGUCGCAGGUGCAGGGAAUGAUCUACCGCGGCUCCGGUGUCUCUCCCACGUCGAGAUCCCAGGGGAGGGGGGACAACAGUGGACAUCCUGACAUGAGAGCAUUUGACUCCAGGCAGCCAUCUCAUGAUCUGAUGGGGAUUCAUCCCUACAACCAUCUGGAGGACCCUUACAGCAUGUACCCUCACUCCCUGCGAAACAUAGACGAGCUGUGUGCCAGCAUUGUGCGCUCCCACCGAGAGACCAGCCAGUACAGAGUGGAGGAGCUCCAGGCGCUCAAAUGGAAGGUGUUCAGCAGAGAGGAGUACCAGGCCUACCAGAGCAAAUCAGUGGAUGAGAUGUGGCAGCAUUGUGCCAUUCGACUGACUGAUGCCGUGCAGUAUGUGGUGGAGUUUGCGAAACACAUCCCAGGCUUCCGCAUGCUCAGCCAGAACGACCAGAUUGCGCUACUCAAGACGGGCUCCAUGGAGGUGGUUCUGGUCAGGAUGAGUCGGUUCUUCAACACAGAAAACAACACCGUCUUCUUUGAUGGGAAAUUUGCUGGAGUUGAACUCUUCAAGUCUCUGGCAUGUGGUGACUUGAUCACAGCAGUGUUUGACUUUGCUCAUGAUAUGUGUGCUCUGAAGCUCACCGAGCAGCAGAUCGCUCUCUUCAGUGCUCUGGUGCUGAUCAACGCAGACCGUCCUUGUCUGGAGGAUAGGGGCAAGGUUCAGCGGGUGCAAAGAAGCGUGGAGAUGGGACUCACACACAUUCUACACCGAGAUAACCAAGACAGUCUAAUGCACAAGCUGUACCAGAGGAUGGCAGUGUUGCGUUCGCUGUGCAGUCUUCACAUGGAGAAGCUGCGCUGGUUCAGUCAGCGUUACCCUCUCACUGCUCACUCUCUGUUCCCUCCACUCUACAAAGAGCUGUUUGCCUCUGAGGCAGAGCUGCUGCCGGGGACCACUCACUGAAGAUUCACUAGAAUAUGCAAAGACACACACACACAAACACACAUACAUACAUACAUAGACACACAUUGUUUUAUCACUGACAGAAUCUAUUUUUCUAAUAAUGAAAUUAAAUGAGAAAAGCACAGUAAUCAUAGUGUGUUAAGUAUUACAUGACUUCCAGCAGAGCUUUGAUUUGGUAGAUUAUGUCAAACAUGAAUUUCAGUAUUUUGAUAGCUUAAAACUAUUUUGAUUAUUCCAGGGAAACGUGCGUUUUGUUGUUCUUUGAUGCUACAUUGUCAGUGGGGUACAGGAUUCAUUUUCUCUCAGGAUGUGCUAGUGUGAUUCUGUCCAGUUACAGACAGAGAGAUUCAAAGAGGCAGGAGAGUGGCAGCAUUGUCAAUUAAAACUUAAAGUGGUGGUCCUCACAAAAUCUGUCUUUAAAAUAUAAAACAUGUAGGAAAAUUUGCUUAUUCUUUUGUGGACGUCAUCAGUCGUAGUCAGCUUUGAGUCACAGAAGGCUCCAGUUCAAGUUUAUUUGUUUUGCACAUUCUGAAAUAUAAAGAUAGAAUAUAAAAUGUUACAUUAAAAUACAAAGAAAGAAUAAUACAUUGACAACAAAUUUGGUGGCUAAGCCAAAAAGCCAAGAAGCAUACACUAUCAUGCGGCUCCCCUCCUUGAGAAGUAAAUUUAAAAACAUAAAGUAAUAAAAAAUAACAAUAUACUUUUGCAAUACACUUACAAAUGUUUCACAACAUUAUGUUACACAACCCACUCAGCUGUAUAUUCAUGUGUUCAGUGUGUCCAUAUCUGGAUAAAUUAGUUCACUGCUCUACUUCUAAGGCACGAUCCUCUUGUUGCUUGUUAGUAACCACAUACAUUAGCUUGCGCAAUAGAAACAGAUCCACCUGCUCAUACUCAGUAUUUAAGCCUCUAAAGAUUCAGUUUUGGCUGCAGCAUUGCUUUAAUCCAAACGUGGGAGCCUAAUGGCAGAGACUCAGAGAAGCAACAGCACACAUGGGGGAAGCAGAGAAAGUUUUAUCUUUGUGAAAUGAUAUUCUGAUACUACCGACAGGAGACUUGAAAAUAGGCUGUGCCCACAUCAGGUCAGAGCUCCUAGAUUGAUUGGCAUCAGUUCAGCAUCGUCAUUGAAUUACGCUGUUUGUGAAGUAAUGUUUGAUAUUUGAAGGUAAAUACAUGGCAGAGCAAGUAUUCCCUAGAAAAUGUGAAAAAUUGGAAGAGUUCAGAUUCGUCCCUUUUCUCUUCCUCAGUCAGAAAACUACUGCCUGUUUUUUUUCUGAAUGUGACAAUAUCAUACUCAAUGCUAACACGCCCACCAAAAAACAAACACUUCUUUGUAUCUAUAGGACUCUAGAGAAGUGUUUCUCCUCAGGUUGAUGUUGUCACAGAUUGACUAAUAAGUCCAACAAAGCAGCAGUACCUCUAAUAUUUUUAUCCCUCUGUGUUUGAAUGAAUCCGUACUGGCUUUUGUAUCUUUCAAGCUUUGAAAAGAUGUUGCAUUAAAUGUAGAAAAACUAUUCAAUUCAACAUAUGGAGAUGCUGUAGAAGUCUCUUCCUCUGUGUGCAAACCUUUCCUUUUUUUCCCCAGACUGACUUGCAUAUGUUUUGUUUUCUCUACAUAUCUUUGAACAAAGCCACGAGUGAAGAGGCAGUGAUGAGAGGUUUCAGCAUUAAGUACUGUAUGUCCUGAUUGUAGUCCUUUCUGUUUCUGGAACAGCUGAAAUUAUAAUGAAGAUAAGUCCAUGUAAAUCUUCUAAUAAACUGCUGAGGCUGUGACACCAA